AUGAUCUCGUCCGUCCUCUUCCCUCGCCGUUUCCGCGGCGAGCAGCCCCAGGCGCAACCGGCCACGCCCUCUUGGAUCAGCAAAAAGUCCACGCCCAUCCUGCAAUUCUUCUCCUCCCUCGCCUGCUCCCACCCCAUCCACACCGUUGUCAUCGUUGCUGUGCUGGCGAGCUCCUCGUACGUGGGGCUCCUCCAGGAGAGCCUCUUCGAUGCCACCACCUCGGUGCGCAAGGCCGACUGGUCGUCCUUGACCGAAGGCAGCCGUCGUCUGCAGGUUGGCCCCGAGACCAACUGGAAGUGGCAGAACGUCGACCAGGACGUCGUGCCCGCCAGCGAUGUCGAGCACCUCGCCCUCCUGACGCUCGUCUUCCCCGAAUCGCACUCGGCCGAGAGUGCAAACACCGCGCCGAGGGCCCACGCCGUCCCCUUCCCGCAGAACCUCUCCGUCACCCCGCUGCCUCAGACAUCCAACUCCCUGACCGCCUAUUCUCAGGACAGUGCCCUGGCCUUCUCUCUGCCCUACGACCAAGCUCCCGAGUUCCUCGCCUCCGUCCAGGAGAUCCCUGACGAUGCCAACAAUGAGUCGCGCGAGACGCAGCACGGCCACGAGUCCAAGAUGUGGAUCAUGAAGGCGGCCCGGGUCAACACCCGGAACAGCUACAUCCGCUGGGUCACCAACGGCUGGACCGAGUUCCUCGACCUGCUCAAGAACGCCGAGACUCUCGACAUUGUCAUCAUGGUGCUUGGGUACCUGUCCAUGCAUCUGACCUUUGUCUCGCUGUUCCUCUCCAUGCGCCGGAUGGGUUCCAACUUUUGGCUCUUUACCAAUGUUCUCUUCUCGUCCGUCUUCGCCUUCCUCUUCGGCCUCAUCGUGACGACCAAGCUCGGUGUGCCCAUCUCCAUGGUCUUGCUGUCCGAGGGUCUGCCCUUCCUGGUCGUUACGAUUGGCUUUGAGAAGAACAUUGUCCUGACCCGGGCCGUUCUGUCCCACGCCAUUGAGCACCGCCGUCCCCAGGACAAGGACGACAGGAAGUCCAAGAAGAAGGCUUGGGAGGUCUCGUCGUCCAACGUCAUCCAGUACGCUGUGCAGGCUGCCAUCAAGGAGAAUGGCUAUGAGAUUGUUCGCGACUACGCUGUCGAGAUUGGUGUCCUCAUCCUUGGCGCGGCCUCUGGUGUCCAGGGCGGCCUCCAGCAGUUCUGCUUCCUCGCCGCAUGGAUCCUGUUCUUCGACUGCAUCCUGCUCUUCUCUUUCUACACCGCCAUUCUCAGCAUCAAGCUCGAGAUCAACCGCAUCAAGCGCCACGUGCAGAUGCGCCGCGCUCUCGAGGACGACGGCGUCAGCCGCCGCGUGGCCGAGAAUGUUGCCAGCGGCAACGACUGGCCCGGCAGUGACGACAAGGCCGCCAAGGACACCUCGCUGUUCGGCAAGCAGAUGAAGGGCAGCAACGUUCCCAAGUUCAAGGUCCUCAUGGUGACUGGCUUCGUGCUGAUCAACGUCAUCAACAUCUGCACCAUUCCCUUCAGGAACGCCGGCAGCAUCACCAGCCUUUCCUCGUGGACCGGUGGCCUCAGCGCCGUUGUGACCUCGCCGCCCGUCGACCCUUUCAAGGUCGCUUCCAACGGCCUCGAUGCCAUUCUCGAGUCUGCCAAGGCCAACGGCCGGGCGACUAUGGUCACAGUCCUCACGACGAUCAAGUACGAACUCGAGUUCCCCUCGAUUCACUACGGUCUACCCCGUAUGGCGGACGAGCUCGGCUACGACAGAUACGGUGUCGGAGGACGCAUGGUCGGCAGCCUGCUCACGAGCCUCGAGGACCCCAUUCUCUCCAAGUGGAUGUGGGUCGCUCUCAUCAUGAGCGUCGCCCUCAACGGCUACCUGUUCAACGUUGCCCGCUGGGGCAUCAAGGACCCCAACGUGUCUGAUCACCCCAUCGAUCGCAAGGAGCUUGCCCGUGCCGAAAAGUUCAAUGAGACUGGCUCCGCCACUCUGCCUCUGGGCGAGUACCUGCCGCCUCCCACGCCCGCGCCGCAGCCCAUCACCCCCGCUUCCACCGAUGACGAGUCUGACGCGCUGGCCAUGAGGCAAAUCAAGUCUUCCGAGCCCUCGAGCCCUGGCGAGAAGCGCAGCUUCCCCGAGCUGGACAAGAUGCUGGCCGAGAAGCGCGCCCCUGAGAUGACUGACGACGAGAUUGUCGCCAUGUCGAUGCGCGGCAAGAUUCCCGGUUAUGCUCUCGAGCGCACCCUCAAGGACUUUACCAGAGCCGUCAAGAUUCGCCGUUCCAUCAUCUCCCAGACCAAGGCCACCUCUGACAUCACCAACGUCCUCGAGCGCUCCAAGCUCCCCUACGAGCACUACAACUGGGAGCGCGUGUUUGGCGCCUGCUGCGAGAACGUCAUCGGAUACAUGCCUCUUCCCGUCGGCGUUGCCGGCCCUCUUGUUAUCGAUGGUGUCAGCUACUUCAUCCCCAUGGCCACCACCGAGGGUGUUCUCGUCGCCAGUACCAGCCGAGGCUGCAAGGCCAUCAACUCUGGUGGCGGUGCCGUGACUGUUCUGACUGGUGACGGCAUGACCCGUGGACCCUGCGUCAGUUUCGAGACGCUCGAACGUGCCGGAGCCGCCAAGAUCUGGCUCGACUCCGAAGCCGGCCACGGCGUGAUGAAGAAGGCUUUCAACUCGACGAGUAACUUUGCCCGCCUGCAGUCCAUGAAGACAGCUAUUGCCGGUACCAAGCUGUACAUCCGCUUCAAGACCACCACCGGUGAUGCCAUGGGCAUGAACAUGAUCUCAAAGGGUGUCGAGCACGCGCUCGAUGUCAUGAUGAGCGAGGGCUUCGAGGACAUGAAUAUUGUAUCCGUCUCCGGUAACUUCUGCAUUGACAAGAAGCCUGCCGCCAUUAACUGGAUUGAUGGCCGUGGCAAGAGCGUUGUGGCCGAGGCUAUUAUCCCCGGCGAUGUCGUUCGCGAUGUUCUCAAGUCUGACGUGGACACGCUGGUUGAACUCAACAUCUCGAAGAACCUCAUCGGAUCUGCCAUGGCCGCCUCUGUGGGAGGUUUCAACGCUCACGCCGCCAACAUUGUCGCCGCUAUUUUCCUCGCCACAGGACAGGACCCCGCACAGGUUGUCGAGAGCGCCAACUGCAUCACCAUCAUGCAAAACCUCCGCGGCUCUCUCCAAAUCUCCGUCUCCAUGCCGUCCAUCGAAGUCGGCACCCUCGGUGGCGGCACCAUCCUCGAGCCCCAAUCCGCCAUGCUUGACAUGCUCGGCGUUCGCGGACCCCACCCUACGACUCCCGGUGAAAAUGCCCGCCGCCUCGCUCGCAUCGUUGCCGCGGCCACCCUGGCCGGCGAGCUGUCCCUUUGCAGCGCUCUCGCGGCCGGCCACCUUGUCAAGGCCCACAUGCAGCACAACCGCUCCGCGCCACCGACGAGGAGCACCACGCCUGCUCCCGCGAGCGGCACGAUGACACCUGUCGGCCUCGCCAUGACGAGCGCUGUUGGAGAAGGAUGCCUCUCAUCAAAGUGA
Verticillium alfalfae VaMs.102 is the source of this 3522-nucleotide messenger RNA. Its product is annotated as 3-hydroxy-3-methylglutaryl-coenzyme A reductase. Gene Ontology annotation, biological process: ergosterol biosynthetic process; coenzyme A metabolic process; isoprenoid biosynthetic process. The record is from RefSeq and is a predicted model, not a curated record. Gene Ontology annotation, molecular function: hydroxymethylglutaryl-CoA reductase (NADPH) activity; protein binding. NCBI's taxonomy places the organism in Eukaryota, Fungi, Ascomycota, Sordariomycetes, Glomerellales, Plectosphaerellaceae. Gene Ontology annotation, cellular component: peroxisomal membrane; endoplasmic reticulum membrane. The transcript has 2 exons. Bases 1 to 3522 code for a protein of 1173 amino acids.